AUGGCAAAAGUUGGACUUUUUUUUGGCAGCGAUGGUGGUAACACUAAAGAUAUAGCGGAGAAAAUAGCAGAGUCGUUAGGCGAUGUUGAUCUUUUUGAUGUUUCUGAUGCUUCUGUUGAUGAAUUUGGUAAUUAUAGCUCUAUAAUACUUGGUACCUCUACUUGGGGUGAUGGUGAUUUACAAAGUGAUUGGGAAGAUUUUAUUGAUGAGCUCGAUGAGGUUGAUCUAAACGGUAAAACAGUAGCGGUUUUUGGUCUUGGAGAUCAAGAGGGUUAUGCAGACACAUUUUGUAAUGCUAUGAGGGCAGUUCAUGACAAAGCAGUUGAGAGAGGUGCUAAAAUAGUUGGCUCUUGGGCAAAUGAGGGUUAUGAGUUUGAAGAGAGUGAGUCUGUUGUUGAUGGUAAGUUUGUAGGACUUGCAUUGGAUGAAGAUAAUCAAGAUGAUUUAACAGAUGAGAGAAUUGAGGCUUGGACUUCUCAAAUAAAGG
Molecule: messenger RNA, 487 nt
Organism: Stylophora pistillata
Lineage: Eukaryota; Metazoa; Cnidaria; Anthozoa; Scleractinia; Pocilloporidae
Product: flavodoxin-like
Source: RefSeq, a predicted model, not a curated record